Molecule: messenger RNA, 3461 nt
Organism: Mobula hypostoma (lesser devil ray)
Lineage: Eukaryota; Metazoa; Chordata; Chondrichthyes; Myliobatiformes; Myliobatidae
Gene: tma16
Product: translation machinery associated 16 homolog
Exons: 7
Coding region: 16-777 (253 amino acids)
Cellular component (GO): nucleus
Source: RefSeq, a predicted model, not a curated record
AGUGACCUCGCGUUGAUGGUAGUGAGCCAGCGAAUCAGCGAUAUUUUUCCGAAUCAGGAUGCAACUCGCAUGAAUUACUCGCUUUCAGCGCUUGAACUUGGUGAUAGUCUAGGAAGUAGCCGCAGUGAAUUUGUAACUCGUAUGCAUAUGUCAUGUUCCUGCUGGAAAGGAAUGCUUAGGGUGGUGUUUGGGGUGAUCGUCGUGCAGCCUAAAGCACCAAAAACUAAGAAAGUACUGGAGAAUAAGGUUAUCCAUCCAUAUAGCAGAAAGGCUGCACAGCUAGUACGGGAGUCACAUAAACAAGAGAAGAAAGAUAAGAUAAAGAAUGAGAAGGCUAUACGUCUAAAUGCAGUUGGUGAAAAACUGCUGUGGUUUCAAAGUCAUCUCGAACCCAAUAAGACUGAGUACACUAAGCAGGAAGCCUGUGAGAUUAUAGAACAGUAUUUGCACAGAUUUGAUACUGAGUUAGAACAAAUUGAAUUGGCAAAUAGCAUUAAAGGCAGACAAGGAAGACAGCACCAGGCUCGUGAAGCCAUUCUGAAACAGACAAUUGAACGUGAAAGGCUUCAGUAUGAAGAAAAUGGUUUAGAGAUUCCUGAUAUUAUCAAUGUAAAGCAUCUAAAAGUCUUCAGAGAAUGGGAUGGUGAUCUAAAAGUGCUCCCAAACAUCAAAGUGAAGAAAGUCUCAGUAAAAGAUUUGAUUUCUACCCAGAAAGGAAACAAAGAUGAAGUAGACUUACAAAAAAUACAGAAUCAAGAUGAUGUCUCAGAACAUUAAGGAGUGAGAAAAUGUCCUUUUAAGAAAAGGUGCACUGCCAACUGUUGAAUAAUGUGAUUGCCACAUUCGCUGCUGAGGUACACAUGGUGAAAAUGUUAAUACCUCAGACGUCAUUCUUGAGCAAGUGUACAUUUCCUUAAUAGUUUUAACAUACCAAUUUAUAGGUGAAAUGCUAUUCUGGAAAAUAAUGACUAAGACAUGCAAGAGCUUUAAAUGCCACAGUUUUCUGUUAACCUUCUCCAAUCUCUCAUUAAAAUAUUUUGUCAUGUUUUUCCUAAAAUGGAAUGUAUUCUGAAGCAGUCAGAUUAAACUUUUAAAAAUCGAUGGUGAAACUCUUCUGGCUCAUCGCUACCACAGCUUGCUUAUGGUUUUUUUUUUGUGACUUAUUGUUAGAUGAGAUCUUGUACUUAUUCCAUUAACAUCAGAAUGGAUCCUGAGAAACAUGUAAAUUUACUCUGCCUUUUUUCCCAGUUGCUAUUAUUGUGAAAAUACCCUGUCACUCGCAGUUAGCCUGACUUCAGUGGUUGGAAAGAGUUGGAGUCCAUUAUUGAGGAUAUGGUUUUGGGGUACUUGGAGGCACAUAAUAAACCAAGCCACUAGCAUUCAAAUAUUAUGGAAAAGUAGUGUGGUUCAGGUGAGGAUGACCAGUCUUACUAAUUUAAAACUGUUGGUCACCUGCAAAAUAUUUAUUAAGCCAAAGAGUGAAUGUGAAUGGAUGGCAUUCAGAAGAGUAAUGCAUUAAUAAAAGUACUGGGAAGGUAGAAGAUUGGCAAGCUCUUAAAAACCAAUAGAAGACAACUGAAAUAAACUAGGUAGUGUUGAGGAAGCAGGUUUUCUACAGAAGGAUGUAGACAGAUUUGGGAAUUGGCAAAUGUGCCAGAUGGAAUGUAGUGCACUUUAGCAGAAGGAGUAAAGGCAUGUUCUAUUUUCUAAAUGGGAAGAGAAUCAAUAAUCAGAGAUGCAAAGGGACAUGGGAGUCCUCGUGCAGGAUUUCCUAAAGGUUAACUUGCAGUUUGAGUUGGUGGUAUGGAGGGGAAAUGCAAUAUAAGCAUUCAUUUCGAGAGGACUCUUAAUACAAGAGCAAGGCUGCAAUGCUGAAGCUUUAUAAGGGAUUGGUCAGACCGCACUUGGAGUAUUGUGAGCAGUUUUGGGUCUCAUAUUUAAUAAAAGACAUGCUGGCAUUGGAGCCCAUCCAGAGGAAGUUCACGAGAAAUCCCAGGAAUGAAAGGGUUAAUGUAUGCGGAGUGUUUGAUGGCUCUGGGUCUGUACUCGCUGGAGUUUUUUAAGAACGGUGGUGGGGGGGUGGUGCUCAUUGAAACGUAUUGAAUGUUGAAAGGCCUACAUAGAGUGGAUGUGCAGAGGAUGUGUCCAUUUAGCAGACAGCUGUACAGGAUAGUUCAUUAAGGUAGAGGUUGAUAGGUUCUUGGUGUCAAGGUGUCAAAUGUUAUGGGCAGAAAGCAGGAGAAUGGGGUUGAGAGGGAUAAUAAAUCAGUCAUGAUGGAAUAACAGAGCAUGCUCGAUGGGCUGAAUGGCCUAAUUCUGAUCCUUUGUCUUAUGGUCUUUUACAUUAGUGGAUUGAGCAUUUUUUCUGCACAGUCAGGUUUGAACCAUGUGGUCUGUGUCCUGUGACCAAGCUACUUUGAAGAAAGGUUCGUGACUGAUUUGGAAUAAUAUAUAUCUGAAUAACCUGAAAAUAUAUUUUUUGUAUAUUUAAAAGAAAUUGUGAAUUGCUUCUUUGCUACAGCCUAAUAACACACUAAUACUUAAGAAUCCUGUAAAAGUGUGGCAACAAAAAAACAAACAGCUGUUUUUCCCAAGCAUUUUCUACUCUAAGUUACCAGAGAGGUAUAAUAGUGAAAUGGUGAAUUUUGACUACAAAAGGUAAUGGGCAUUCCAGCGUGGAAGCUUGUGCAGGGCAGAUUCUAGGAGUCUUGUUCAUGUGAACACUGAUUAAUGGCCUCUGCUGAGCAUCACAGGAGACAAAAUUUUAAGUGUUAAUGUUUCCUAAAUUUAUCUGUGACAGAAUCAAAUAUACUCAGCUCAAAUAUAUUGCUUUUACACCCUCUGAAAUGCACAGACAUUCUUUAAUAGAGCAUCUAAAAUGUAAUUUUUGUCUGUUUUCAAGGAGUGAGAAAGCAUUCAGUCCAUCUCUCUUAUUCCAUCUAUGGGGGGAAGCAAAUUAGUCCUACUUCCUUUCAGCAGCAAUGUUUUCUUUUUCAUAUAUCUGGUUGAGAUCGCUAUUGAAUCAACUUCUGUUAUCCAAAUGAUAAUAAAUUGCUUCCUUUAUAGAUAUUUUAAGACUUAAACCUCUUGUACUCCAGGUGGUGACUUCCCUACUUCCCUGCUAAUGGAAACUUGUUUACAUAAUACAUAUUUACGUGAUCAAAACAUAGUAUGAUUUUGAUAAAGUUGUGUGAAAUCUUCCCUUGUUUCCUCUCUAUUCAAAGGAGAACAACAUCUGCUUCUAACAUUUUGGCACCAGUUUUAAGAAGUAAGUGCGGUCCAUCAGGACUUGCUGCAGAGUUUGAGAUUGUGGGAAGAGUUAUUUGUGGAUUUUAGUGCCUGAUUUUAAAAGCUGACACAGAGUGACACAAAGGUUGGUGGUGUUGUGGAUGGUGUAGAGCAGUGGUCCCCAACCUCCGGGCUGCGGACCGAUACAGGGCCGCGAAGCAUGCAGUGGUAGU